This is a messenger RNA of Astrephomene gubernaculifera, 1607 nucleotides long. NCBI's taxonomy places the organism in Eukaryota, Viridiplantae, Chlorophyta, Chlorophyceae, Chlamydomonadales, Astrephomenaceae. The record is from the annotation of a GenBank genome assembly.
GUUUAGCAUCAUACUAGGGAACAUUCAAGGAAGCUCGGUCCCUUAAACUUACAGUUGGAAGGCCAACCGUCAUUCAACAAUUUUACAGCAUAGGGGCUCGCAACCCCACCAUACACAGAACAUGGAGCGUGUUAACAUCUUAAGCAAAAGUCCCUUGUCAUCUCUGGGGCACGACCUUCCCGCUGCCGAGUCGUCGUCACAUAAUAGCUCUACUGGAAGAGGCCUGCCCAGCUCCUUACUAGACAAUCCUCUAUACCUGUCGCAUUCAAUAGCCAUAGGAGAGAGACUAAGCAACGUGGUACACGGUUUCACUGCGCCGCGCGAGAACCCAUUGUUUUCACCAAUGAUGUCCGCUGGGGUUCCUCGCAGCGGUCUGGAGCCUAGUGGCUCAUUGCAGCUUCUAGCUCCCGAAGAUCUGGCCAUUAUCAUGAUGGUGCGAUCCGCUGUCCGCCUGGGCCUCUCGCAGCUGGCACCCAACAGCAUAACCGGCUCAUUAACUUCCUACCAGUCAGCCCCGGGAGCUCAGCGCAGCUACAGCAUCCCAAGCGAGCGUAUCGGCGAUCAAAUAUCCGCCGUAAGUCCGCUUCAAGUCAACGCCAGCCAGCCGCGUGCAGUCGCUGGGCAUCACUCAUCGGAAGUCCUGCAUCUUCAACCGGAGCAGCAGAUGCUGGAGCGGCACCGGGCGCCUUCCACAAACAACGUGAUCAAGGAAUGGUGACCACAUUGUCGCCGCGAGGAGUAGCUGCAGCGACAUCAGCACCCGCCACAUCACCAGCAAGUAGCAAGACGUCGCGCCAAGAUACAGAACCCAACUUAGCAACUCCGGAGCUUGGGCCGGUUAGGACAGCAGCACAUGUCUACCUAUCGACGACAUUCGGAGCAACUGCAGCCGAAGUUGCCUCGGCCCCUGCUCCUUUCGUAGGCAGGGAAUUUUCUUUUAGUCAGUUACCGCCCGAAUUCUUCCACUCGGCGCAGUCGGCGCGCGAGAAGGCCACGCGCUUUGGAGACCGCAAUCAGGAGCGAGAAGAAGACCAACGACAACAACAACGCCAACAGCAGCCCCCCAAGCACCCGGCUGACGCCGUGCCCCCGAGCCCUCAGCUGGAAAGCGAGCCCAAGGACCGUACCCAAGUACCGAAGCAGGAGCAGCAACCGCCAACUGCAAGUACGCCGCCGCAGCAACCCCAGCUCAAGCAGCCGCAGCAGACCCCGCCGUCGCCUUCGAUGCCCUCGCAGCCGAAACCAAAGCCCACCCAGCCGGUUCAUCCCUGCUACGCCAACCAAGCCGCCUACAGCAACAAGCCCCUUCCUAGUGGCUACAAGCCCGCAGGGCCGCUCCGUGCCGUACAUCGCCCUACCACCAGCUCCGGCGGCAGCUCCGUCGCCUCCGUCGGCUCAUCCUGCGGUACGGCAAGGACGGCGACGACGGCGGCGACCUCGAUGACGGCAGCGACGGCGGCAACAGCGUCCACAACAACGGCGGCGGCGGUGACGGCGGUGACGGCGACAGCUUCCAUCUACGACGCACGACCUGGAGAACCGACCACACCUACCAAAAAGGAGCAGCCGCCAACGGCCGUCGCCAGCGCCGCCGCUGCCGCCGCCAG